This is a messenger RNA of Biomphalaria glabrata, 8649 nucleotides long. RefSeq names its product rap guanine nucleotide exchange factor 1-like. The record is from RefSeq and is a predicted model, not a curated record. Gene Ontology annotation, biological process: positive regulation of GTPase activity; Ras protein signal transduction. Gene Ontology annotation, cellular component: plasma membrane. Gene Ontology annotation, molecular function: guanyl-nucleotide exchange factor activity. The transcript is spliced from 22 exons. The coding region runs from base 1416 to 4892 and encodes 1158 amino acids. NCBI's taxonomy places the organism in Eukaryota, Metazoa, Mollusca, Gastropoda, Planorbidae.
UCCCCCAGAGUUGACUCGCCCUGUAACGUGAGUAACACGGUGUCAGGUUGUUAGGGGGUUGUGCUGGUAAUUUAGUUGCUGGUUAGGACUUCUCUUUGGCUAAUAUGUUCUGCUCUGUGUCGAGAGAAUAGGCUGCUGCUUGUAAUAGUAGGAUAGCAGUAAGUUAAUUAUAGGCGUAGCAGUUUUGGUUUCCGUAGAGACCAACGGUUCUCACGAUAGACCAGUCGUCGUGUGUUCUAGGCCUUCUUGCCUUCAUAUAAACCAGCGGUUCUCGCGAUAGACCAGUCGUCGUGUGUUCUAUGCCUUCUUGCCUUCAUAUAAACACUGAAUAACAUUUAUUGUUUUACUCGCAUCAUUAAAAUCUCGGUUUAAACCAAUACUUCUUAUUUUAAGUUGGCAUAGACCUAUAUAUUUAUAUAUAUUAUGAUCUGUCUUUGCAUAGACUAGAAUCUAUUUGUAUGACUAGAUUAACAGUUCUAUCCAUAUAAAAGACAUCCACUAUUAAUAUAUUAGACAUCCUUCGCAAAGUGGUCUAGCUAGAACACUUGUUUCAAUUGUUUUCGUGGUAAGCAUUUCAGUUCUGAUUCUUUCGGUACUAUUAGUUUUCUCUCUGAGACUAUCGCGGGAAUCUACUGCCAGUUAUUUCUUUAUGUGGACGCUACUUCACCUCAUAGCUUUAUUUCCUCAGUAGGAUUUCCAUUGCCAGUUAAGGAAUCCUGGCCUUUCUGUCUGAACUUCUGGGAGCCGCUGAAAUAGAUGAUAUUCAUUUCUCGGAGAUAAUUGUCAUCCGCUUGGCGGAACUAGUAGGGGAAACCCCAGACUGGGACAUGUUGUUGUAUCAUUUUAAGCCUACGCAGGAGUAAAUUAUUGACCUAUUCAGAGAGUAAUGCCUCGGCGCAAUGUUUCCAUGUGUAUUUAUAGAAAAACUCAGAUGUGCUGUUUUGAAGUAUUUGUGUUAUUUUUACCAUGAACCAUAGUUGCCUAAUUGGAUAGAAUUAAUUGUGUUCUUACUUUGCUGUCUUUUUUUUUUUUAAAUAACUAGUUAGGCCCCAAUUGAUGAUAUUGAGAUUGUAUCAAUGUGUGGACGUUCAUGUCUUACUGCUGUUGACUUCUGGAUAAACCAGCAGCUCACAAACCCCUGUAUAUCACGUGCUUGUUCGUCUGUUGGAGAAAGCACGAAAGACCCGUUGUCACGCUGACCUAACGGGGUCGCAUGGUGAGCACACAGUCUGGUUUAAAAAAAAAAGUAAUACACGACUCAGCCCUUGUGAAAGAGUUGACCCCAUUUUUUCUCGGGUGCACUGGAUUAUAUAUAAAUCUUGAGGAGACUGGCUUCAAUGUCUCAGAAGAUGGUCAAACAUUGGUAGGAUUCUAUGCUCAUCAAAGUCAGCCUAGACUGAGCCCAGCUGACAGACAUGGAGGUAUCGGAAACCACAGGUGUCACGCUUAUCUUGGAAGACCAUCCUGCAGAAAAAACCUCUGGAUCUAAGAUGCUGAAAAAGGCCCAGUCGUUCCGCGAGGAUCUCAGAAAUCGAAUCCGGCGGCGGCCAUCCACAGGAGUACAGCAGAUGAUACCAGAAGGGAAAGGAAGGAAGAAAGGGGACAUAAUCAUACCAGACUCACAAGGUGGAGAAGACGACAUGGAGCAGCUGAAGUCGGCCAUGGCCGAGGUCAACAAGACCCUCAUCUUCAUCAAGGCCGUGGUCAGCAAGGGCAAGACAGAGGUGCUGCCUGGAAGUGCCUCGGUCAUCCUGGAGACAGUCAUGCAAAUAUUUACACUGCUGCGCUACCCACUUCUGGCACAGGAAAGUAAUAGCCUGGUGUCCAGUCAAAGUAAAGUCUGUCAAAAUUUGGCCAAGUUCAUUCAGUGGGCAGAUGACUCCCUAGUGGGUGUCAACAAGUCCUGUGACAAAGAACAAGCUCAGGGAAUCAUUGAUGCCUUGUUGGAGGGCAUUCAGGAACUGACCAAACUUGGACUUGAAAAAAUGUCCCAAAAGAAGUCCAGUCUCCUGCAGCCCCCAGUUACUUGCCAACCUCUACCCUCUCCAACACUUGAUGGGCAAAACUACCGACCAGACGUUCCUCUUACACCCAGGGAACAGGAAAUUUUGGCUCAGACCAGUGCCAACAGCUACGACAACAUUUCUAAUCUGACUCGCAACAGCAACAACAGCUCUGUCUUUUCUUUUGACUCUAACACCUCAGCAGACAUGCCACCGCCUAAGCCACCACUACCUCCAGGUUCUAUACUGACUAGAGUUUCACCAGAAGAGUUUACGAAUGGAUCAGAUCCACUCAUCCCUCCACCCCUGCCCCAGAAGAAAAGGUCUCCCAGUUCCAGCACAGAGGUCUUAGAGUCCCUUAGAUCUAGUGGGAAUGGUACACUCAUCAGCAGUGCAUCUUUGGACCAUUCAUUGGGAAUGGCCGGUGGAAUGUCUUCCUUCAACUUCGGAAACAAACCUUUAAACUUUGGCCUACCUCAAGCCGGGCUAGUUUCCUUACAGACAUCCUCAUUUCCUCUCAUGAACCACCUCUCGGCUGGAGACUUGGUGACAUCUGCCUCCUCUACAUCCUCUUCCUCCUCGUCAUCUCUCUCCUCACAGUGGCAACAGCAGAGUGAGAAAGGCAUGGUCACCACACAGACAUUUUCACGGACAGUCAGUGACUCUAAAUUAGUCAGCAGCAGCACCACCAUGGUGUCUAAAAAAGCCCAGCCAGGAAAGGCAUUCGAGGAGAUUAACGAACUGACCUCUCAGAUCAAACAGAUGACGGACUGCAUCGAGGACAGCCCUCCACCACUGCCGGCCAAGAAAGGCCUGCCCCUGCACAGACUUAACUCUCAGUAUGACAAUGUUCCAGACAGCAUAGAGAGCAGGAUGGCAGCUGUGUCCUCCGUCUCCCAGCAAAAAACUGUUGUGAUGAGGAAAGUGGAGAGGAUAUCUACCUCUUCCUCAUCUAGCACACAUUCAAGUCACUCCAAUCAAAGUCAAUCUUUUACCAGUGUGAACAGCCAGAAGUCACUGCAGUCUUACCUGACUGAGGAGAGGGCCAGCUCUCGUGAGACCUAUUCCAGCUCAGAGACUUUCUCUUCUACCAGUCACUCCAGCACAGAGUCCCUACCCAAACCACCUCCCCUACCACCCAAGAAAAAACAUGUACAAGCCUAUGUCCAAAUGUUUGGUUCCUUGAGUCAGCCCAGAACUCUGGAGGAAUCUAUAUCCCGGCAUUCUAUACAGUUCUAUGAAGCUCAAUGGCAUCAGCACCAGAGAGAGCUUUUUUAUCCACGCUCCAACACAAUAUCUGUAUUGUCAGAUAUAUCCACAGACUCUUCUUUGAGUGGAGGAUCCUCUGAACUUUUAACUUCCAUACCUAUAUUAACUGCUAAAACAAAAAGGAUGUCAGAUAUAAGCCAUGGCAGCCAUCUUUCUACGGGUUCCAGUCAGUCAGACAUUUCUUAUGGUGACCUUUUGGGCCUUGGAAAAUCACCCGCUUCUGACUGUUCCAGUAUAGCCUCUAACCCUCCCAGACUGUCGCUGCCUCAGCCUGUGGUCCAGCCUCAGCAAAAGUGUGAAGAGAAAGAGAAGGCUCCACUGGCCCAGCCAGAGAUCCAGAAAGACUCUGACUCUGACUUCUGUGAGCUCAACCUGCUAGAUGAUGUAGAGAUCGAGGACCAGCUUAUUUUCAAAGAAAAGGAUGAGGAAGGCCCAGAGGUCAGAGGUGGUGCUAUAGAUGCACUUAUUGUGCAUGCAACACAAGCUGGAAAAAUAGGCUCUGAAGGUGACCUCAUGGAACAGAAAGAAUUCAUGUACCAAGAAGCUUUUCUGACCACCUAUAGAAUGUUCAUCUCCCCUAAAGCACUAAUGGAAAAGCUCCUGUACAGGUUCCACAAGUUCCAUCACUCCGCAGACAGUAAGAAAAAGUUGGCCCACAAUUCCUUCUCUUUGCUGAUACGUGUGGUUGAUGAGUUAGGGGGCAAUGAGCUGGAUGCUGAGAUAGUUGACCGGCUGAUGAAUCUAGUCUAUGACUUGGUCUGUGAGGGUACCCUCAAUUUGGCCAGGCUGCUCAGACGCAAGCUUUUGGAGAAGUGUGAGAAGAAGAAUGCAGAGUCGGCAGAUAUUGCCCAACCUGUUCAACAGUCCAUAGAACUAUCCUCCAGUACUGCUGAUCUGCUCAGUUUUAAGGCUCAUGAUAUCGCUGAACAGAUGACACUCUUAGAUGCUCAACUCUUUCAAAAAAUUGAAAUUCCAGAAGUUUUGAUGUGGGCCAGAUGUCAGUCAGAAGAGCUUAGUCCACACUUAACAACAUUUACUGAACAUUUUAAUAAAAUGUCCUAUUGGUGUCGAACAAGAAUAUUGUCUCAAGACGACCCAAAAGAAAGAGAAAAGUACUUGAUGAAAUUUAUUAAAAUUAUGAGGCAUCUUCGUAAACUUCACAAUUUCAACUCUUACCUGGCUGUAUUAUCAGCUUUAGAUUCUGCCCCUGUUGCCAGAUUGGAGUGGCAGAAGCAAAAUACUGAUGCAUUAAAAGAAUUUUGUCAGUUGAUUGACAGCUCCUCCUCCUUCAGAGCCUACAGACAGGCUUUGGCUGAGACAGAGCCUCCUUGUAUACCAUACCUGGGCCUCAUACUUCAAGAUUUGACUUUUGUCAACAUUGGCAACCCUGACAAGUUACCAGAUGGAAGCAUCAACUUUUCCAAACACUGGCAACAGUUCAAUAUACUGGACAGCAUGAGGAGGUUCAGGACUAGUAACUACCAGAUUAAACGCAAUGACAAGAUCAUGAACAUGUUGAACAACUUUGAAGACUUCCUCAAUGAAGAUAUCUUAUGGACCAUGUCACAGAAAAUCAAACCAAGGGCCCCUGGUCACAAGAAGCAGAACUCUGUCAGUUGACAAGUUAAAAAAAAAAAACAGACAUGAAUAAAAUGGGAAGAAAAUAGGCCAAUGUUUAAUUUUCAAUGUUUGCAGAGUAACUCAUUCAUCACAGGUGGAACUGUUUAAUCCAUUGCUGACAUCAGUAACAGAAAAGUCAUUUUCCUUGUGGUUUUUAAGACAGUGUUUCUGUGGAACAGUUUGAUCAAUAGCUGACAUUGGUAAUAGGAUGUUUAGCUUGUGGUUUUAAGGCAGAAGAUGUUUCUAUGCUUGGGAAUUUCAAGCAAUGAAGUGACACAGACACUUGUUGAGAACAUUAAUGUGUUAUGUCAUACAAGAUUUUAAAGAUUUGUAAAUAAUCACAAAAUGUGUGCUGCUACUGCUAAUGGUACAAUUACUAUCCUUGUUCAUCUGUAAGUUGAAAGGAAUUGAGGACUCCCUCAUUUCAGACUAGUCCCUAUCAUGUCUUGUAGUGUUAAGAUCUAGCAACUUAAAAAGUCACACCUAGAGAUGGAGUUUGAUCUGUUUGAAAAUCAAGUUUUUUUUAAGGCCCUCUUUGACAACAGUAUAUACACUUGACUUCAUCUGUGUUUAGAGAGUGGAGUGCAUCUACAAAAUGGAAGUCUGUGGAGCACAGGAGCUAAGUAUUCUCACUCAUGAUUUUAGUGUUGCUGCUCCACAUGCUAAUACAGUCGAGGUGACAUCAUCCCAGUCUUAACAUCUCCCAUUUCUUACAUUAACAUCUUGUUCUUCUGAAGCUAUUCAUCUGCCCACACUGUGAGCAAAUCAUUAAGAGUGUCCUAGUUAUAAUCAGAAGAUGAGACUCCUGUCAGUCACAACUACAUUUCAACUGUUGUACGUAGAGACUCCUGUCAGUCAGAACUACAUUUCAACUGUUGUACGUUUAGUUCAUCAACACGGCUAACAUAUAAGGAACUUUAACUUUUACCACUCCUACAUGCUUUCAUCCAAAUCAUUUUCCCAUGCUGGAUCUACUUGGUUCUUUCUUCUAUCUAAACAGAAACAAAUGUUUCUUCUGUCAGUGUUAGUAAUUAGUGCUGAACUGUUUUAUGUAGUUUAGUUUUUGUUUUAUUGCCAACUUUGGCUACUUGCUUUUACAUUUAGAUUCAAUGUGAGUCUCUGUUAAAAUAAUGAGCUCUUCAUAAUGGACUUUGAACCAACCACAGUGAUAGUGACUCCUGCUAUUCUCUUGUAUCAUAGAAGGAAAUUGAAUUUGUAUGCUUUGUGUGUGUGUGUUGUCAAUACAUAUGUUUAUUAUCAUUGAAUAACAUUGGAUGAGCCUUGCCUUUUAUGAGUUUUUAGUAUUCAGUGCCAGGUGAGCAGUGAGACAUUACUUGCAUUGGCAAAUCAGUUUUACCUAACUGGUGUUCGGUUUCCUGUUGUUGUGGUCACAGUUGGCCCCCUGUUUUAAUUUAUUUAUUGUCCUUAAAGUGUGCCCAUCAUUUAUGACCAUAUUUUUUAAUUCUUCCCAAUUGACUGUCAUGUUGAACAACAGACGUCUUAGUUUUGAAGACAGCAUACCUUGUAUGUGCCCUUGCAGACAAAAUCUCCACAGUUUCCUAGGUCUGUACUCACAGACUAGGUGAUUGUAUUGUUUUUGGAAUUAUUUCUAGAAUGAUCUAUUCCAGUCUUAAUUUAUUUUUCCAUUUUUGUUCUUCCUUCCUGAAUCUUUUUUCCCCCUGUGUAUGUCCGGCUACAAUUUUACUUUUUGUUAUUUUGUAAAAUAAACACAGACACUAAAAUAAAAUAAUUUAUUUGUGUAAUAAACUAUUUAUAUUUAUUAUUGUGUUUGUGUGUGCCUCGAGUGUGACUAUUGAGACUUAACUAUUGAAAGACAUGUUACUUUUGUGUACAUAAUUUAUUGUAUUUGAUUCAUUGAAUGUACCUUGUAGCAUUAAUCAUUGUACAUUUAUCCUGGGAUAUAUUCUUACUAACAUAUGUCCUGGGAUAUAUCUUUGCUGUACAUGUAAACUCAUUGGUCCCUUGUUUUUACUGCUGUAUAAGUUAUAUUAUGACAAAGCAUCUACCGGUAUUUUAAUAACAGCAUCAAUAAAUCAGUAACAAAUGGAAUGAAUUAUUUUUUUGUAUACCAGUAUGAAUGAAUAUUUUUAUUGACCUUUUUGUUUUGUGUGUGUGAUUUUUAAGUUUUUUUCUUUUUUUUUUCUUUUUUUUUUUUGGUCAUUUUUUAAAAAUUCAACUCAAAGAUAGAUGUCUACUUCUAUGUGGUCAUUUUAUUGUCCCCUUCAGGUUGACUUUUUCAGUGACUAUAGACAAUAUCAUUCUCUCUCUUGUAUCUUGAUUGUAUUUGUUCCCAAGACAUACAUAAAUAAUCACCUACUGAUUCUCUAUCUUCUUAGGAAGUGAUGUUUUCAUCAAGGGACAGAACUGUAGUCAAUAUUUUCAAUUUUUACAUGAGUUAACUUUCCUAUGUAAUGCUCACCCAUUAGCAAACAGUUCAUUUCCUGUAUGACUGAGGAAAAUGUAGUACUCUUUUUUUUUUUUUUUUGAGAAAAUUUUACUUGAUGUUUAGUUGGAAAUGCCACUACUAGCCAUCAUUCUGUUGACAUCUUUGAUAUGAACCAAUCAGAAACAUUUAUAUAGACUAUGUUGUAUGUGUGUAGGUGUUUCUGUUGGCUAGUUUUUAGACAGAACAACUUUGGCUACAGAGCAAUAGUGGCAGUAGCACAUAAACGUUUUGUUCUUUUCCCCCCAAAUCCAGUUCAAUACUUUUAGAUGUGUUCUCCAUACCAAGCAAGUCAUCUUGAACUGAUGAUAGUUGACACUGUCUCCUUGAGACAACUACUGGCAUUAGGAGGUCUGUAGAGUACAGAACUGACCUAUGUAAAUAGUGUACAUUUUCAAGUCCACACACAAACACAGGUUUAAAUUUUUUAUCUUGCUUAGAGUUCAUUCAAGUUUUGUCUUGAGUUCAAUUCAACAAAAUAAAAGAGACUUUUCCUCAAUAGGACAGUGGCCAUCAUUUGAACUUGACAGAGUUCUAGAGCUGCGAACAUUUGGUUUCAAGUUCAGUUGACCAUUUUAUAAUAGUACAAGUACAACGUUUGCUUUGAAUUAUUGGGCCUCAUUGAUACACUGCAUAUUUGUGAAGCCAGUUAGGCUAUAAGUGUAAGUAGAAGUAAGGUUAAUACAAGGGAGAUAAUUCAGCAAUAUUUCCCUAAGUUUUGUUAGGAGAUGGACAUUUUUCCUUUGUCUUCUAUAAUACCAACAAUUGCCUCUUGAACUGAAUAGAAAAUGUUUGUGGUGUGAUUCAUGGGAUCUUUCUAACUUUAGUGAUGACGAACCCAUCCUCCUAAGUUAGUUAUCUUUUAUUUGGGAGGGCUUGUCUCAGAGUGGAGUUUCAAUCUGACAAGGGGAAGAAAUAUUACUAGAUUGGGGAUUACUAUCAGGUGGUUAGUUUUAGCUUUAUGCUUUCUGAUUAUUAGGCAAAAAAAUAAAAAAGAGAGAGAGAAAGGUGUGUGCAAGUUUGACUUGAGCCAAUAUGAUGCACAUUUCAUGAAUUUAAGUUUUUGCCUCAGAAAUGUACAUUCUAAUGACAUUUCUUGUCUUGUUGGAUUCAGUUUAUUUUGUUGUCUCCCCUUGUUGUUUGGUUAAUUAUCUUACGUCAUAAUAUGAAUGACUUUAAUUAUGCAAAUGUUUUUACUUUUUUUAUUUAACAGUUUUCAGUUGAUUUUCAACACUUUUUUUUUUGCUACAUUUUGUAGUUGAACUGAUCAAUAAAAAUUCUAAUGAUUUUGUA